AAUUCUUUCUCUCAUGAUCUAAAUCUGCUCAAUUACCUUCUACAUUCCAAGUAGCCAGGGAAAUAUGGCAGCAGAAAAAAUUCUGUCAGGUGUUGCAGCAAAUGUUUUGUCGUGUCUGGGGUCCUAUGCAAUUCAAGAGAUUGGAUUAGCAUGGGGUUUCAAAAAAGAUCUGAGAAAGAUGGAAAUCAUGGUCUCCACUAUAAAAAAUGUUCUUUUGGAUGCACAAGAGCGGCAAAUGAGCAGCCGUGCUGUGAAAGAAUGGCUAUAAAAACUCGAACUCAUACUUUAUGAUGCUUCUGACUUGUUGGAUGAGGUUGCAACGGAGACUAAGACAACGCAAUUGGAAAGUCAGAAUAGCUUGGUGAGAAAGGUACACUACUUCUUUACAAGCUCAAAUCCACUUGUAUUUCAAUAUGUCGUGGGGCGUAAGAUGAGGGAUAUUGGGAAGAGGCUAGAUGAAAUUGUUUUGCAGAUGAAUGCUUUUAAGUUUGUUAUGAAACUAGUUGAAAGGCCAAUUCAGAUCAAUAGCAGGGAAGAAACCUUCUCCUUUGCGAAUACUCCGACGUUUAUCGGAAGAGAUGCUGACAAAGAAAAAUAAGUAAGGUUGUUAUUGUCCCCUGGUGAUGAGGAGAAUGUUGCCAUCAUUCCCAUAGGGGGAAUGGGAGGUCUGGGGAAGACCACACUUGCACAAUUGGUAUACAAUGACGAUAGGAUUCAGAAACAUUUCACCAAAAGAUUGUGGGUCUGUAUUUCUAAUGAUUUUGAUGUCAAAAGAAUCCUAAUUAAAUUAUUGCAAGCGGGUGAUCCCAAUGGGGACGCUAGUUAUAGUAGCGAAGGACUUGAGCAGUUGCAAAACCGAGCUAGAAAUGUGUUAUGCGAAGAUAAGUUUGUCCUUUUUCUGGACGACGUCUGGAAUGAGGACCGUGUAGUGUGGAAAAAAUUGGAGAAUUUGUUAAUAACGCAAGGGAGAGGAAGCAAAAUUGUUGUAACCACACGUAGUAAGAAGGUUGCUUUAAUUGUCAGAACGAGCACCGUGAAACCAUAUGAACUUAGAGGUCUUUCAGACGAUGAAUGUUUACAUAUAUUGGUGAAAUGGGCAUUUAAAGAAGGGGGUGAGAGUAAGCAUCCGAACCUAGUCAACAUCGCUAGAGAAAUAGAGAAAAAGUGUGGAGGUGUACCUCUUGCGGCGAGGACCUUAGGAGCAUUAUUGUUUUCUAAAAUAAAUGAGCAUGAUUGGUCGUCCGUGAGGGACAGUGAAAUGUGGGCUAUUGUACAAAAGGAGAAUGAUGUCUUACCGAUAUUGAGGUUGAGUUAUGACCAAAUGCCAUCAUAUUUAAAACCCUGCUUUCAAUAUUGUUCAUUGUUUGAGAAAGAUGAAGACAUUUAUGGAAGGAAGUUGAUUUACGCUUGGAUUGCCCUAGGGUAUGUCCAAUGCUUAGACCCGAAUGAAGAAUUAGAGGACAUAGGUGAAGGAUAUAUUCUUGAGCUUGUAAGGAGGUCCUUUCUUGAACUACAUUAUAGCAUCUUUCCUAUUCCAGUUAGAAGGGAGACGCAUAAAAUGCAUGAUCUUGUUUACGACCUAGCACAAUAUGUGCCUGGUAAUGAAUGCUUGACCAUUAAAGGGGCUAUUCCCGAGGCAAUUCCUGAUACGAUUCGCCACGUAUCAUUCGGUUCAAAUACAUAUUGCACAUUUCCAAGACCUUUGAUGGAAGCCAAGAAGUUGCGGACCAUUUUCUACCCAGUGAAAAUAGGGCCCACGUUUGGAUCAUCUAUUGAGCCAGAAAUCGCAAGUUUUGGAUGCUUACGUGUGCUAGACGGACGGGAUUUUGACGACAGCAUUUCCUUGCCAGAAAAUAUAGGGAAAUUGAAGCUGUUAAGGUAUAUUAGUAGAGCUAACAAUCUCCCAAAAUAGCAUUGCAAGCUAUUAAGCUUGCAGUACUUGGAACUCUCUGAGUCACGGGUCGACAAAUUGCCGGUAGAUUUCUGGAAACUAAUUAACCUGCUGUUUUUGUGCUUGUCAACGACAUCGACUUGCCUUCCGAAAAAAGGAAUCAGUAGGUUAACUUCUCUCCGAAUGCUGUUCAUUUUCAGUUGUUUUCAAUUUGACGUCUUUGGGUGAAGGGAUAGAACGUCUCUCUUCUCUCCGGGAAUUGGCCAUAAUGCGCUGUUAUAAGCUGGUUUCGUUGCCAGCUGGCUUAAGGCACCUCACUCCCCUCGAGGUUUUGGCAAUUCAUAGCUGUGAAAGCUUUAAUUUCUAGGAUGACGACGAUAUUAAGGGGCUUACAAGCCUUAAUACACUAAGUCUAAAAGAUCUCAGAGGGUUGGUGAGUUUGCCCAUGGGGCUUCAGGACGCUGCUGCUACACUCACUCAUUUGGAUAUUCUAGAGUGUUUGAACUUUACUUCACCAUCAGAGUCCGUCCUCCCAAAUAUCCUAUCACUUCAAUCACUUUUGAUCGGGGAAUGUCAUAAGGUUGAGUCCCUGCCAGAAGGGAUGCAAAGCCUCACUAAGCAACUGAAUUUAACUAUUUACAGUUACAAUCUCAACACCAGCAGUUAUCGUGAAGGUGGAGAGGAUUGGCCGGAGAUCGCCCACAUACCUAGAAUUCAAAUUGUUGAUAACACCUACUCGGAGCAUUCCAGUCCCGACACAAUCAAUCACUGGUAUAUUCACUCAUUUGU
Rhododendron vialii is the source of this 2680-nucleotide messenger RNA. RefSeq names its product disease resistance protein RGA2-like. The record is from RefSeq and is a predicted model, not a curated record. The coding region runs from base 659 to 1912 and encodes 417 amino acids. NCBI's taxonomy places the organism in Eukaryota, Viridiplantae, Streptophyta, Magnoliopsida, Ericales, Ericaceae. The transcript is spliced from 2 exons. Gene Ontology annotation, molecular function: ADP binding. Gene Ontology annotation, biological process: defense response to other organism.